Molecule: messenger RNA, 1254 nt
Organism: Terrapene triunguis (Three-toed box turtle)
Lineage: Eukaryota; Metazoa; Chordata; Testudines; Emydidae
Gene: APOA1
Product: apolipoprotein A1
Exons: 4
Coding region: 117-905 (262 amino acids)
Biological process (GO): lipid transport; lipoprotein metabolic process
Cellular component (GO): extracellular region
Molecular function (GO): high-density lipoprotein particle receptor binding; lipid binding
Source: RefSeq, a predicted model, not a curated record
GUGAUCAAUCCCCUCUCCGGUAUAAAUAGCAGCCUUGGGGACGCACAAGCCACACUCGAGGAGCAGCAGCAGCAGCAGCAGGAAGCAGUGAAACUGGUUGAGAGACGCAGCCGAAGAUGAGAUCCGCUGUGAUCCUCGCCCUGUUGUUCCUCACAGGGACUCAGGCCCGCUACUUCUGGCAGCAUGACGACCCGCAGACACCCUUGGAUCGCCUCAAGGACAUGGUCCAGGUCUACCUGGAGACCGUCAAGGCCAGUGGCAAGGAAGCCAUUACCCAGUUUGAGACCUCGGCAGUUGGCAAACAGCUUGACCUGAAGCUGUCUGACAACCUGGACUCCCUGACGGGGGCGGCGCAGAAACUGCAGGAGGACUACAAGGAGACCUGGGAGCUGUGGGUGAAGGACACCGAGGCCCUGAAGAAGGAGCUGACCAAGGAAAUGGAGGAGGUGAAACAGAAGAUCCAGCCCUUCCUGGAGCAGUUCUACAAGAAGUGGACAGAGGAGCUGGAGAUCUAUCGCCAGAAGCUGGCCCCCAUCGGCGAGGAGCUGAAGGAGAUGACCAAGCAGAAGGUGGAGGUCCUGCAGCAGAAGCUGACCCCCGUGGCUGAGGAGGCCCGGGACCGGCUGCGCGGGCACGUGGAUGAGCUGCGCAAGAACCUGACCCCCUACAGCGACGAGCUGCGCCAGAAGCUGACCCAGAAGCUGCAGGAGAUUCGGGAGAAGGGCAUCCCCCAGGCUGCCGAGUACCAGGCCAAGGUGAUCCAGCACCUCACCGCCUUCCGAGAGAAGGUCACGCCCCUCAUGCAGGAUUUCAAGGAGCGCCUGACCCCCUAUGCUGAGGGCCUCAAGACCCGCUUCCUGACCCUGCUGGACAACCUCCGAAAGAACAUGGCCCAAGCCAACUAGUGGCACCGGGCCAGGGACUGACACCCCCUCCCCUAGCCACAAUGAGCCCCCAAUUGAUCAGCCACUGCCCUGCGUUCCACUGCUGCUAAUGCGCGUCUGGGUGAAGGCACCAGGUGUGCUCACCUCCCUCCUCCUCCCGGCGCCCUCAGCGCUGGGCCAAGUGUCUCGGCCCUUUGUGGCUGUCACUUACUGAUCGAUCGCUGUAGAACGAGGGUCCCUCUGCUGGGGGGCGGGGGCUGGGGUGGAAACCAGCACACGGCGAAGGCCAGUCUGCUGGGAACAUCCUGCCCAGAGCUCUCCUGCCUGUUCCAGGCUCGGGGCUCCCACCUGCCCCCAUCUCCCCCUCCCC